GGUGGAUAUGGCGGAAUGUCAGUGGUGAAGUGGACUCUCUGGAUUGUUGCUUUUUUCUCACCCCGUGCAGACAAUUACUUAAUUUGCCCCCAAAGAGCCCUCCGUCGUGCCGAAUACUUAACGCCCUCGUGAGUGCCCCCUCGCCUUCGACACGUGUGCACGUUCGUGAGCUCGGAGGAGGGAAUGUGUUAUGAUUGUGGCCUGAUUUAGUUCUCAUCUCUCUCUCUCUUUCGGUUCUUUUUUCUCUUCCUACCUUCCACUCACUCUUCAUGUUCCAUUUGCAAGAAUUUUCUGACUCGUUCUGCUGGUGCAUCAUAUAUGUUGGGACUCUUUAGCCGCCGUGGGCAUCGCGCUAACAGGACGGGAGGAUGCAGACGUCGAUAAAGCAGGAGAACCCGCAGCUCAGCCCGCUGAAGAUCGUGCCGCUGAGGGCGGGCGGAAAUGGCAGCGGGAAUGCCUUUGAGGAGGACAGCCCCAUGAAGUACGAGGAGAAGCCGCUGCUGCUCAACGUGGAGCUCUGCCUCGUGUGCGGCGACAGGGCGUCGGGGCGCCACUACGGCGCCAUCAGCUGCGAGGGCUGCAAGGGCUUCUUCAAGCGCUCCAUCCGGAAGCAGCUCGGCUAUCAGUGUCGUGGCACGAUGAACUGCGAGGUGACGAAGCACCACCGGAACCGCUGCCAGUACUGCCGCCUGCAGAAGUGCCUGGCCUGCGGCAUGCGGAGCGACUCCGUGCAGCACGAGCGGAAGCCCAUCCUGGACAAGAAGGAGGCCUCGGUCGCGGGCAACAGCGUGGGCGGCGGCGCAAUGGGCCCCUCCAUCAGUCCUGGCGACGUGGGCUCCAACAACCAGCCCACGAUGAGCGGAAGCGCGCGCCCGUCGUCGUCCAGCCCCAAUUAUCUCUUCUUCAGGCCACCCAAUGACUACAGCGAGCCCAAUUUCGCCAGCAUGAUGUUCCCCGUUGGAUUCAACUUCAAUGACCUCAAGGCAACUCUUGGACAGAGAGCAUUUUUGCAGCAGAGCGGUGUCUUCCAGGGCCAUCCCAUAUCGUCGCCAUCCACGAGUGGAUUGCAGCAAGAUGACGAGGCGUCCAAUGAUAACAAUCCACCAAAUAGUAUCUUCACAACGGCAAUAAACACACUGUCGAGUCUAACUGCCACCAGUUCCGCUGAUUUUCUCCAGGCCGCUAUUAACAAACAUACAAUUGCCGAGUCGCUGGAGCUCAUCACGAACCUGCCGUUCGAAAUGAAUGCAAAUGGGGCGAGAGACUUCACGAAGCACGAACCGUCAGCGGGCACGCCCGCGUCUGCGGACAACAGCAGCCCCAGCGGCGACGACAGCAGCUCGCCCACGGCCGCCGCGGUCAUCAGCAUCGAUCCCAGCGACCUGGACCCCCUCAUCCCGGAGCCGUGCGUGCCCUUCUCCCUGCAGAUACCCAACGUGGUGCCGGCGUACUUAAACUUACACUAUACCUGCGAGACGGGAUCGCGGCUGCUGUUCUCGUCAGUGAUAUGGGUGAGCAAGGUGCCCGUCUUCCGCGCGCUGCCUGACGACUGCCAGGUGCAGAUCCUGCGCGCGUGCUGGACCGAGCUGUUCGUCCUCGGGCUGGCCCAGUCGGCGCCGCAGCUCGCCUUUCCCACCAUAGUCACAUCCCUGGUCAAUUGCUUCAAGGCGGCGAUGGUGCAGGAGAAGCUCUCGGCGGCGCGCAUCAAGCUGAUGGCCGACAACAUUUCAAGACUGUGUGAUUUUGUACAAAACAUUCAGCGAAUCGGCGUGGAUGACUAUGAGUUUGCAGUGCUGCGCCUCCUCUUGCUCUUCAGUACAGACAACAUUCGCCGGGAGCCGAUGCGUCAAUCAACGUCUCUGGAGGGAAUUCAGGAGAUCGCAUGUCGCUGCCUGCGAGCCCACAUCGACCAAAGUCACCAUCCGUCUCAGUCGGAUCGUUUCGCCAAAUUGUUGCUCAAACUACCCGCUUUAAGGACGUUCAAUGCGAACACAAUGGAGGACCUGUUUUUCGCCAAUCUAAUUGGGCAAGUGCAAAUUGACAAUGUUAUCCCCUACAUUUUAAAAUUGGGGGUAGCCAGUGGGAUUAAAUCCGAAACAACAUGAUUGUUAAAUUGUCUUAUUUUAUACAACAAGAAACAUAAUAUUAUAAUAAGUAUAUUAUUAUAUAUUCUAAUGCUAUUUUAUGAGAAUGAGAGAAUAUUAUUCGUAAAAAGUUCAUAAUAACUAUGUUAACUUUUAAUCAAAAUUAACUUAAUUCAUUUUGAAAGCAAUUUUCUUUUCCUUUUGAUGAGUUGAAAGAUUUUAUAUAUUGUGUAAGACGAUGGAUAAUGUAUGUAAACGAGGUGUCUCUAAAUUGUGCCUUUCGCGAUGCAAAAUUUUCAAUGUUUUUACGUAAUUUCUUUUUCGAAAAGAGAUAAAUGAGAAUUAAUCAAAAGAGUAGAAAACAAUUAUGAAAUAGUAUUAAAAGUGAGUAUUAGAUGAUGAAAUUUUAUCCUUUCUAAGGUUAGAACAAAUUUUGUAGUCUUGAGACAGGAAAAUGACGUGAAAUUGGCUCUGACGCAUAGAAUGUGACCGUUCGACUCCUGCCUGCAGUAAGAAUGUUUUUUUUUUAUUAAGUUAUACAGAUCAGUUGGAAAAGCACUUAAAUCAUUGGGAAAAACAAAGUGUCAGGGCCAACAGCGAAGGUUCCCUUCGCUUUUAACCCUUUAUGAUAAAUUUAACAACUAAAUUGGAGAUAAAAAUUAGCAAUUUUGUUAACACUAUUGUUGGAGAGAAAGUUCUGAUUGUAUGAAUUUUCUUGCGUUUUAUUAAGUCCCUUUGAUUGAGAAAAGUAAUAUAUUGUUUUGUUUCUUUUCUUUUCUCCUAACGGAAACAAUAAAAAAAAACACAAUGCUAUUUUUAUAUUAUAAAAUGAUUAUGAUAAAAAGCAGAAAAUAUAAAUUAUAUGAAUAUUAUUUACAAAACAGAAAUUGUGUGGAGGGCCGCAGAGUUGCUGACACGGCGAGUUCUCGUCGGUGGAUUUAUUUGUGUCCACACGCGAAAGAGGCGAGCGAGAGCCAGAUUAAAGUGCGCCGAUGAGUGAGGUGGCCUUUAUUGAG
Phlebotomus argentipes is the source of this 3100-nucleotide messenger RNA. RefSeq names its product nuclear hormone receptor HR78 (gene Hr78). Lineage: Eukaryota; Metazoa; Arthropoda; Insecta; Diptera; Psychodidae. Gene Ontology annotation, biological process: anatomical structure development; cell differentiation; regulation of transcription by RNA polymerase II. The transcript has 5 exons. The record is from RefSeq and is a predicted model, not a curated record. Gene Ontology annotation, molecular function: zinc ion binding; RNA polymerase II cis-regulatory region sequence-specific DNA binding; nuclear receptor activity. Bases 369 to 2105 code for a protein of 578 amino acids.